Molecule: messenger RNA, 285 nt
Organism: Ambispora gerdemannii
Lineage: Eukaryota; Fungi; Glomeromycota; Glomeromycetes; Archaeosporales; Ambisporaceae
Source: the annotation of a GenBank genome assembly
AUGAUAAAGCGAUCAAAGACGCCACAAAAUCCACGCAAGUUGAUUCUGAUUCCUCCUUUCUUACAGCAGACUUUGAUAAGAAAAUAUCAAGAGGCUAUAGAUGAUGCCUAUGAAAAGGGACUUUCACUUUAUCCACAUAAUACUAUUUUAAAAUCUGCGCUUGGCGCUGAACAAAAAGUCAGCGAGAUCCGUCUACGCGAGGAGGUGGUGGUACAUCUACAGAUAGUAAACAUGCUUCCUUCCUGGUGGUGGCGGUUUUCCGGCUGGAAUUGCAGGAUUAGCUGA